Messenger RNA from Kalmanozyma brasiliensis GHG001, 1032 nucleotides. RefSeq lists its product as uncharacterized. The transcript has a single exon. Lineage: Eukaryota; Fungi; Basidiomycota; Ustilaginomycetes; Ustilaginales. The record is from RefSeq and is a predicted model, not a curated record. Bases 1 to 1032 code for a protein of 343 amino acids.
AUGCGGUCUACAUCAACAAUUCUCAUUAUCGCUCUCCUCGCACUCUCGCUCUUGCAAUCAGCGUUGGCAACGGUGAUCGAAGAUCCGCUGCUGGCGCAAGCAAACAGUUUUGGUUGGCUUGCGAUUCGCAACUUUACCUACUGCCUCUCGACCUCGCCCGAUCCGCCCAACAAGCCCCGAGGCAUCCAGCCCAAGCGCGACAUGUACACACCGGUAGACCGAGCAUCGAGUGGCAUGGGCGACAGCGUCGUUGUGCUGUACCAUCCCGAGGAGACGAGUCGGCCGAUUGCAUGGUGCAAUACUCUCGUGGCAUUUCAGAGCAUGCCACAUGUCAGGUGCCAUGGUGCUCUGCCGACGUGUCAGCGGUGCGAUGCGGUGCGUAGCCCGACCGACCGGGGUGCUAGCUGGGGACAGGAGGUCAGAGACGGUGCGAGCAGGGCGCCGAGUGGCAAGCUAGGACAGUCGACACGAGUGAAGUCGAACUCGUACGACAGUCCAACGUUACAGCGCAGAACCGACGAUGCUCUCCAGGCUCUGCCGGGACAGUCCUACUCAGGGCCACGGCUGACACCUCGACCCUUCGGCAGCACCGUCGUUCACAACGACCUCGCCUCGGACGCAGAACUCGAAGCCGCCAUCUCGGAAUUCCAAGACUUUUGCGAGAACAAGCUCACCCUCGCCGUCCGCGCCGACUGUCCUCUUCACGUCGUCAGGAGCUGGUACGACGAGCCACCGUUUGACUUGCAUCGCUUCUGCAUGGCGCUGACGGUGCCGCAAGGGUACAGUUCGCAAAUGAUAGGUGGUCGACUCAACCAUGCCGCAGAGGGUGAUACAUUAGACGGCACAGGAACAGACACAGGGAGACUGGACGGGAGUGAUGAUCCUCGCAAUGCAGGUGAGGCUGAAGAUGUUGCGGGUGGGACUGGUGCCAACAGCGCAUACGAUACAGGUGCUGACGAUAAGGAGGAGACGACCACGUCAACAGCUGCGCGGUCGCAGCCGCUAUGGAAGAAGGACGGAGGCUUGCAGUGA